Molecule: messenger RNA, 3596 nt
Organism: Cynocephalus volans (Philippine flying lemur)
Lineage: Eukaryota; Metazoa; Chordata; Mammalia; Dermoptera; Cynocephalidae
Product: zinc finger protein 79-like
Exons: 4
Coding region: 548-1819 (423 amino acids)
Biological process (GO): regulation of transcription by RNA polymerase II
Cellular component (GO): PcG protein complex; nucleus; transcription regulator complex
Molecular function (GO): RNA polymerase II cis-regulatory region sequence-specific DNA binding; DNA-binding transcription factor activity, RNA polymerase II-specific
Source: RefSeq, a predicted model, not a curated record
UCUUGGUGGAGGCGGGGCGGGGAAGAAGCAUAUGCGCGUGUCCGGAAGUGGCGCCGUGCAGGCGCGUCCCCUUGGCGCCAGAGGGGGUUCCUGGCGCGUGGCAGUACCUGGGAGGGCAGUUCCUAAGGUCGCGGUGGCGGCGGGUUCGGGUCUUUUUCUCGAGAAGUCGCGCAGCGGCUUUUUCACACGGGUUCUGCUUGAGGCCAAGCUGAGGAGUGGCUGUUGGCUUGGGAGACGGAGCGGAAGAGCCAGCCGGGCCGGCCGGGCGCGAGCUCCCAGGGCCCAGCGGCGCAGGCUGAGACAGGGUCUCGGAGGAGAGAGGCCGGAGAAGGCGUCCUGCCCCGGAUCUGUCAGAGCAGUUCUGCAAAACGGGGCUGGGCCUGCCGUGGAGCGACGGUGACGCCAGAGAACUGCUGGGAGGCGGUGGCGCCAGGUGGCACCCAAUGCUGGAGCCAGGAGGUGAGGCGGAGCGUGGAGGGAGCCAUUUGCAGUACCACCUUCUUGGGACCCUGCCCUUCCCCAAAAGGAAGACUCAGGAGAAGGAGGAAUGGAUUCUAGUCUCUGCACAACUGGGCCCCAGGGAUCCACACCCUUCAGCAGCGUGACUGUACCUUUGACCCAGGAUGGGUGGAGGAACCGGGUCCUACUGGGCUGGAAGAUUGUAUCUCAGUCACCACCCCAGCAAACCAUUUCUGAAGAAUCAUUUCCAGACAUGAGUGUAGAGAUGGCCCCUGGAGAGUCAGAGCACAGAAAGUGUGAACUUGGGAAGAGCUUCAGUCUGAGACCAGUCCUUUCACUACAGCAGACAGUUCCUAAAGAAGUGAGUCCUCACGAACGUGAAACACACUCUAAGAGAUUUAAGAAUUUACAAGUAAUUAAGCCUCACAGAGCGGGAGCGUACACAUGUAAUGAGUUUGGCAAACCCUUCAGCUACUGCUCCUCCCUUUCUGAGAAGCAGAAGAGCCACACUGGGGAGAAACCCUAUGAGUGCAGUGAGUGUGGGAAGGCCUUCAGGCAGAACUCCUCUCUUCUUCAGCACCAGAGGAUCCACACGGGAGAGAAGCCUUACAAAUGCAGUGAAUGUGGAAGAGCCUUCAGCCAGAACGCAAACCUCAAAAAACACCAGCGAACCCACACUGGAGAAAAGCCCUACAAAUGUAGUGAGUGUGACAAAGCCUUCAGCGACUCUUCAGGCCUUGUUCAGCAUCAGCGAAUUCAUAGUGGAGAGAAACCCUAUGAAUGCAGCGACUGUGGGAAGGCCUUCCGUCACACUGCUAGCCUCACAAACCACCAGCGGACUCACACUGGGGAGAAGCCCUACAAGUGCAGUGAGUGUGGGAAAGCCUUCAGUUACUAUACAGUAUAUAUUCAGCACCAGAGGAUUCACACAGGGGAGAAACCCUACAAAUGUAGCACAUGUGGGAAGGCCUUCACUCACAGUACACACCUCACAGACCAUCAGAGGACUCAUACGGGAGAGAAACCCUACAAGUGCAGUCAGUGUGGGAAGGCCUUCAGCCAGAGUAUACAUCUUGAAAGCCACCAGAAGACCCACAGUGGGGAGAAGCCAUACAAAUGUAAUGAAUGUGGGAAAUUAUUCAAGAAGACCUCAGCCCUUAUUCGACAUCACAUAAUUCACACUGGAGAAAAGCCCUACGAGUGUAAUGAGUGUGGAAAAGCUUUUAACCAGGGUUCAUCCCUUAGUCGGCAUCAGAGGACUCACACUGGUGUGAAACCCUAUGAAUGCAAUGAGUGUGGAAAGGCAUUCAAGUGUAGGUCAGCUUUCACGAGACAUCAGAGACUCCAUGCUGGAGAAUAGCUGGGAACACAGUAAGUAGGUGGAGAAAGCCUCAGAUAUGCCAACUCAUAACUCAACAUCUAAGUCAGGGCAGGUGGGUGGGGCUCUCAGAGAAAUGCUGAGGGCUUGAAAGCAUCUGGGGAUGACAUUUGACUUUCAUAGUCUGCAGUGCACAGCCACAUGCAAAAGCUCCUGUAAUAGGGCCAGCCUGUGGCUCACUCGGGAGAGUGUGGUGCUGAGAACACCAAGGCCGCGGGUUCGGAUCCUAUAUAGGGAUGGCCGGUUAACUCACUGGCUGAGCGUGGUGCUGACACCAAGUCAAGGGUUAAGAUCCCCUUACCGGUCAUCUUUAAAAAAAAAAAAAAAAUUUCAUUUAGUUUUAGUGGUUUACCUAUAUCCAGAGAGUGGGCCAGAGCACUUUAUGUGGCAAGCACUCCAAAAGCCUUGGUUUAUUAGGGAUAAGUGAUUAAAUCAACGAGUGAAAAACUUGGUUCUUUACAUGAAGUUCAGGUAUUUUUCCCAGUGUUUCUAAUUUCCCCCUGAAGUAAUGAGAACUACUGCAAAAGAAUGAAGAGCAUUGGCGAGAAAUGACUAGUUGAGAAAUAUUAAGGUAUCCAGUUUAUGGUAGUAAAUGCAGGUGAGGAAAAGGAUUCCAGGACCAACUAUUAAAUACUAGAAUCUCCUUGGGGAGAAAAUACUCCUUAAUGCUGGAAAGAUAGGAAAACUCGCAAAAGCACCAUUAGGUGCGAACUGUUGCAGAGAAAGCAGACCCAGAGAAUAGUGGGACUGAGAAUAGAGGAUGCUGCUAAUGAAGUCCGUCAGCAAGAGGUACAUCCCAUUCUGUGGAGGCCUCAACAGGAAGGGCCACUAGAGCGGCAAGAUAUGAGACAGCCACGCUUGACUUGGAGGCAGGUCAGAGAUGGCACCUAAUUCAAAUUAUUCCUGAUGGAAAGUACGUUUCCUUUAGGAGAUGCAGAUUUUCACCGUAGGCCGCUUCCUCUCCGUCAUUUUAGUUUAACCACUGUUCUCACACCCAGUUGGUGUGGUCUCAUCUCAGGGCUUUGGCUAGCCAACCAUUGAAUAUCAGAGACAGGCUCCCAGUGAGUGGCCUUCAGUGUAAGGGAAGCUGCCUUAGCUUGGUUUCCUUGCUCCCUGUGCCUUGUAGGGCACAGAAAUGUUUACUCUACUCACUGUCGACUUCAGGUAGUCCCUUCCAACCUGAUGUGAUUAAAACCACUGCCUAAAAAGGACCAUGUGCAAAAAUUAAUGAAGGCAAAGAAAUGACAACUGUUGGAGAAUUCAAGUUCUUAAGGCAAUAUUUUCCACCUCACUUUAGUCUGGUACCCACAAGCCCUUCCAGGUAGUGUUUCAGGCUGCUGAGGUGUAGUCUCUCACGAUACCAAAGUGUGUUGAGGAUCAUCAAAAAGUGAAAGGGACUGAUAAGCACAGACACUUACAAAGGUGACUAGAACAAGUUGAGAGAUCUGGAAAACAGGUGACACAAUACGUUUGAAAAUAGUCUCUACUGGGAUAAAUUCUAGAGAAAAACCUGUGAACUUGUUAACAGAGGUAGGCUAGUUCCUGCAGCAGGCCUGAGCCUCACUUUCACAUGACCUAGGGAUGAGUAUGAAAGGGUAAUAAUCAUCAGGUUUCUUUGAUAUGUCAGUGAUUUUAAAUGUCAGCCUCCCCCAACGUAGAUGAAAUUCAUGUGAGAUGGAAAGCUGUUUUCUCAUGUUCAUGCUGAACUAUAGGUUUUCUUUCUGGCCAAUAACAUUUUUCCUAUGUAGAGAUCCAUAAA